GCCUGCCGGGAGAGCCCCCAUCUUUAAGCGCGUUUGGCUGGCCCGCGGGCGCUCGGAAGUCGAGACGCUUCCGUCGUUGUUCUUGAAGCGGUGGAGACUGUGGGGGUCGGCGUCUUUGAGUGUGAGAAGUUUUACAGAUAGCCACAAUGGCUGAAAAUGGAGAUAAUGAAAAAAUGGCUGCUCUGGAGGCCAAAAUCUGUCAUCAAAUUGAGUAUUAUUUUGGAGACUUCAAUUUGCCACGAGACAAGUUUUUAAAGGAACAGAUCAAAUUGGAUGAAGGCUGGGUACCUUUGGACACAAUGAUAAAAUUCAACAGGCUAAACCGACUGACAACAGACUUUAAUGUAAUUGUCCAAGCACUGGGCAAAUCUAAGGCAAAACUUAUGGAAGUGAGUGCAGACAAAACUAAAAUCAGAAGAUCUCCAAGCAGACCCCUUCCUGAAGUGACGGAUGAGUAUAAGAAUGAUGUAAAAAACAGAUCUGUUUAUAUUAAAGGCUUCCCAACUGAUGCAACCCUGGAUGACAUAAAAGAAUGGCUAGAUGAUAAAGGUCAAAUACUGAAUAUUCAGAUGAGACGAACAUUGCACAAAACAUUUAAGGGGUCAAUAUUUGCUGUGUUUGAUAGUAUUCAGUCUGCAAAGAAGUUUGUGGAUACCCCUGGUCAGAAGUACAAAGACACAAGCUUGUUAAUACUCUUUAAGGAAGAUUACUUUGCAAAGAAAAAUGAAGAAAGAAAGCAAAGCAAAGUGGAAGCUAAAUUAAAAGCUAAACAAGAACAUGAAGGAAGACACAAGUCAGGAAGUGCUGAAACACGACCUCUAGAAGGAAGGAUGGGGUGCUUACUGAAGUUUUCAGGUGACUUGGAUGAUCAGACCUGUAGAGAAGAUUUACACAUCCUUUUCUCAAAUCACGGUGAAAUAAAAUGGAUUGACUUUGUCAGAGGAGCAAAAGAGGGAAUAAUUCUCUUUAAAGAGAAAGCUAAGGAAGCGCUUGAGAAAGCCAGGAGUGCAAAUAAUGGUAACCUACAAUUAAGGAACAAAAAGGUGACUUGGAAAGUACUAGAAGGACAUGCGGAAAAAGAUGCGAUGAAAAAAAUCAUGGAUGAUCAGCAAGAAUCACUAAACAAAUGGAAGUCAAAAGGAGGAGGCCGCAGAUUUAAAGGAAAAGGAAGGGGAAACAGACCUCCUUAUGCUGGGGGACCCAAAGGAAGAGGCCAGUUUCAUGGCAGGAGAACAAGAUUCGAUGAUGAUGACUACCAUCACCAUCAUCGACGUGGAUCAGGACCAAUGAAAAGAGCAAGAGACGGAAGAGACAGAGAAGAGCCUGCAUCAAAGCAUAAGAAAAGAGAGAACGGCGCUAGAGACAAGUAGUUUAGUAAGCAGUGUUUUUAUUCAUCUUAGUUAGAUUUUAAGCUGCUUUUUGUCUUCAGAAGCUUUUAAAAAGAAAAGCGAAUUAGGUCCACUUCAAUGUCCACCUGUAUAAAAGGAAAAGAAUUUGUUUUUCUUGUCUUUUUUGUUGUUGUUACCCAAAUGAAAGUUUUUUAAAAUGUAUAGUUCUGUUCGUGUUUGGAUGAUUCAAAUAUGAAAAGGAAGAAUCUUCCUCUUAAUUGCCUUUGUAAUAUGAGAAUGUAUUAGUACAAACUUGUAAAAUAUAUGCUGUAUAAAAAUA
Messenger RNA from Microtus ochrogaster (prairie vole), 1668 nucleotides. RefSeq names its product small RNA binding exonuclease protection factor La (gene Ssb). Gene Ontology annotation, molecular function: mRNA binding. Gene Ontology annotation, cellular component: cytoplasmic stress granule; cytosol; nucleus. Gene Ontology annotation, biological process: positive regulation of translation; tRNA processing. The record is from RefSeq and is a predicted model, not a curated record. Lineage: Eukaryota; Metazoa; Chordata; Mammalia; Rodentia; Cricetidae.